Molecule: messenger RNA, 11342 nt
Organism: Coregonus clupeaformis (lake whitefish)
Lineage: Eukaryota; Metazoa; Chordata; Actinopteri; Salmoniformes; Salmonidae
Product: striated muscle preferentially expressed protein kinase
Exons: 33
Coding region: 67-8148 (2693 amino acids)
Biological process (GO): protein phosphorylation
Molecular function (GO): protein kinase activity; protein binding; ATP binding
Source: RefSeq, a predicted model, not a curated record
GACAGGGUGACGAUUAAAAGAGACUUGCACUACACUGUGCGUGAGACAGAGGAUGGCACUUUUGAAAUGACCAUCAACUCAGCUCAGAAGUCGGACACAGGAGUGUACACCUGCAAGAUCAUCAAUGAGUAUGGAACGAAGCAUUGCGAAUGCAAACUGGAGGUGAAAGUGCCACCAGUGGAGCCAGGCCUAGCCAUUACCCGUCCAGUGAUGGACAUCACAGCGGACGCCGGUGAGACGGUCAUGUUAGAGUGCCAUGUAAUUGGACCACUGGACACAGACGUCGAUUGGCUAGCAGAUGGUAAACAGAUCCAGCCGGCUCUGCUCAACUGCAAAAUGCAUUUUGACGGGAAAAGGUGCAGGCUGCUCCUCAACUCAGUGCACGAAGAUGACAGCGGCACCUAUACGUGCAAGCUGACCUCGGCCAAAGAGGAACUGACCUUAAGUGGCCAACUCAAAGUCAUCCCCUCCAUCAAGCCCCUUUUCACCCGCAAGCUGGAUGUCUUAGAGGUGAUUGAGGGACGUAACGCCCGCUUUGACUGCAAGGUCAGCGGAUCACCACCUCCAAAAGUCAGCUGGGGACAUUUUGACCAUACACUGGUAGAGAGUGACAAUGUGCAGAUCUUACAAGAGGGAGGACGUCACUCCCUCAUAAUCUCUCAUGUCACCAAUGAGGAUGAGGGCUUCUACACAGUCAUCGCUUGCAAUCCACACGGCAACGCCGAGAGUGCCGCUGAGCUCUAUGUCCAGGAGCCCAGACCUGCUAUGUCAUCUCAAAUGGCGAAGCUAGAGAAGAUGCCGUCCAUCCUGGAGGAGCCUGAGGUGCUGGACAACGAGGUUGAUCGCUUUACCAUGCCUGACUUUGUCAAGCCCCUGUACGACCUGGACGUGAUUGAGGGCAAGGAGGCCGUGCUCAAGUGCAAGGUGGCCGGCCUGCCAUACCCCACCAUCGUGUGGUUCCACAAUGGCAAGAAGAUCGACAGCAUGGAGGACAGGAAAAUGACACAUUUCAGAGACAUCCACAGCCUGGUCAUCAGCUCUGUCUGCCACGCUCACGGAGGGGUAUACAAGAGUGUCAUCUCCAACAAGGUGGGCAAGGCCACCUGCUACGCCCAUCUAUAUGUGACUGAUGUUCUUCCAGACCCUCCAGAUGGGCCCCCAGUAAUAGAGGCGGUUACUGGCAAGACUAUCACCCUGAGCUGGAAGAAACCCCGGAGGCUGGAUCCCUCUAUUGAUCCCAACACGUUGAUGUAUGCCAUCCAACAACAAGCGUUGGGCUCGAUCCAGUGGACCAUCAUAGUGUCCAGUCUGAAAGACCCUUGCUACACAGUGACCACCUGCUCCAAAGGAGUCUGCUAUGCAUUCAGGGUCUUGUCAGUCACCACCAAGGCCUUUAGCAAACCCUCUCCGUCCACAGACCCAGUGCAACUUGUCAACAGAGGUCCAUAUCUUCAGGAGGCUCCGGUGAUCAUUGAUAAGCCAGACAUAGUCUAUGUCCAGGAGAACCAGUCAGUCAGCAUCGCCAUCACUCUGAACCACGUCAAUGCUUCAGUUACCUGGAAGAGGAGUGGAGUGGUCCUUGCCAUCAAACCUGGGCUGUAUGAGAUGAGUAUGCCUGAUGACGACCAACACUCUCUGAAGAUCCUGAGGGUGAAGAGUGGUGAUGUGGGUCAACUGAUGUGUGUUGCCUCCAACAAGUUUGGCAUCGACUCCUGCAUCUUUAGUGUGGAAAUGGCAGCACCACCAACCUUUGAGUCCAUCAUGGAGGAUGUGGAUGUACACAUGGGGGAGACGCCUCGCUUGGCUGUGGUUGUGGAGGGCAAGCCCAUUCCCGACAUCCUGUGGUUUAAGGAUGAUACAUUGUUGUGCGAGAGUAGUCACAUCACCUUUGUGUAUGAUGACAACGAAUGCUCCCUUGUGCUGCUCAACACAAGUCCAGAAGAUUCAGGGGUGUAUACCUGCACAGCCAAGAACCUGGCUGGCUUUGUGUCCUGUAAGGCUGAGCUCACCGUGCUCACAGUUAAAGAAGACAAGGAGGAUCCAAUGGAGGACAAGGAGACCGUUCUCAGGAAGAUGCGCCGGCUGACUGACUACUAUGACAUCCACAAGGAAAUAGGGAGAGGGGCUUUCUCCUAUGUGAAACGAGUGACGCAGAAGGUGGGUAAAAUGGAGUAUGCUGCCAAGUUCAUCUCUGCCCGAGCCAAGAGGAAGGCUUCUGCCCUGAGAGAGAUGAACCUGCAGUCUGGGCUGGACCACGAGAGAGUCCUGUAUUUCCAUGAUGCCUUUGAGAAGAAGAACGCAGUCAUCAUUGUCACAGAGAUAUGCAAUGAGGAGCUGCUGGAGAGGUUUACAAAGAAAUCUACAGUAAUGGAGUCAGACAUCCGCUCCUGUAUGAGACAGUUGCUGGAGGGUGUGGACUACCUUCACCAUCAAAAUAUUGUCCAUCUGGAUAUCAAGCCUGAUAACAUCCUCAUGGCAGACCCCCAUGGCGAUCAGAUCCGCAUCUGUGAUUUCGGAAACGCCAUAGAGCUCACACCCGAUGAGGCUCAGUACUGCAAAUAUGGAACACCAGAAUUUGUUGCCCCAGAAAUUGUCAACCAAACUCCUGUGUCCAAGGCAACUGACAUCUGGCCGAUUGGAGUCAUCACAUAUCUGUGCCUGACUGGAGUGUCUCCGUUUGCUGGAGAGAAUGACCACAGCUCCGUGCUCAACAUCAGGAACUACAAUGUGGCCUUUGAGGAGAGUAUGUUCGCUGACAUGUGCCGAGAAGCCAAGGGAUUCAUCAUCAAACUGCUGGUGGCAGACAGACUGAGGCCUGACACACAAGAGGGUCUCCGUCAUCCAUGGUUCAAGACCCUUACCAAGGGGAAGGCCAUAAGCACAGAGACCCUCAAGAAGUUUGUGUCUCGCCGAAAGUGGCAGCGGUCCCUUAUCAGCUACAAAUCCAAAAUGGUCAUGAGGUCCAUCACUGAGUUGCUGAAUGACUCAUCCAGCCACAUCUCCAUCGCUGUUCCCAGACACCUGAAAGAGGGCUCACCCCCACCAUCAUCGUCCUCUGACUCCGACGAAGACAUUGACGAGCUGCCCUUCAUUCCAAUGCCACUCACCAUGGAGUUCUCCGGAUCAAGAAUGUCUCUAAAUGAGAUCCAGGAAGAUCAGGAAGGCAAAGGACGGCCAAACGGCACCAUUGAUAGGCCAGGGUUUGCAGUCACUCAUGGCCAAGAGGCGAUGGAGUGUGAAUCCACAGGGAAAGAAAAAGAGGCUGGAGAUUCCGCAGGUAGGGGGCGUGCCAGGAAAAGGUUGACGCAAGAAAACGACAAGGGGUCUUCGGAUGAGGAGUUGGCAGAGUUGGCGCAAGUAUCUGAGAAGGCAAGAAGGACCUUGCACAGAGGCUCGAGCUUGGAGUCGGACAAGCCAGAGGGAGGACCCAGAAGGGGGCAGCUGCAUAGAGGGGGCUCUGCUGACAGCGCACUGCUACUCCACAUUGUUCCAGAAGAUAGCACAGACGAGGAAAUCACUGAGAAAGGCCGGCGAGUCCUCAAAAAGGCGGUAUCCAUGGAGCUGCCUAGGAGGAGCGUGAGCCCAGGUCCUAUGAGUCAGGAGGACUAUGCUCACAAACUGGAGCUGAUGAGGCAGAGGUUGCUCCGAGGUGGUUCCGUGGACAAGAAGAUGAGCGGCCUGCGAGGACCCCUGCUGGAGACACUGGGUAUGGACGAUGGAAAGCAGCGGUUGUCUUUGCUGGAGCGCUACUCGCGCGCUCCCCGCUUAUGGGUUCCUCCUUUAACCAAGGCAGCCUCCAGCGACGAGCCCAGAGAGGACGUGCUCAAACCCAAAUUCUUUCGCAAGAGCGCCUCCUUCAGUCAAGGAGAUGAUGCAGAGCCCAUUCCCCUGCACCGACGCACCGGGGCACCACUGGAAAUCCCGCUGGCUCAGAUAGAGGAGCGAAGGCUCAAGGAGGCCAUAUCCAUGUCUGCUCUCACUGAGCCAUUCAAAAAUGACUCCUGCCCCGUGACUCCCAGGGAACCUUCCCCUAAACUUCCCACACCAAGCCCAGUGCCUAGGGAACAGGAGACAAAAAACAAGAUGGAGGAAGAGGACUCGUCAAUAGACAAGGAGAUUAAGACAAUUGGUGAAAAAACUGAUGGCGUGACCACAGACAGUAAUGCAGACAAGAGAUCGAGCACAAGUGGUUUCUCAGAGAAGGACAUGAGCAUGUCAGAAAAAGCAAUGAUUGAACCAGAGUACGUGGCCCCGAGGGAGCCUAUCCCUCCUUGGAGGAAGUAUAGCCCUCCUGUGAGGGUUCUUACAUUAGAGGAACAAAUGGAGAAGGAGAACGAAGAGAUUAAGGAAAAUGAGGCUGUUCCUGUUGUUGAACCAAAAGCUAGGGAAGUUGAGGAAGCACACAAAGAAAUACAAAAAGAAGUCAAAGAAUUAGAAGAGGAAGUGAAGGCACCAGUGAAAUCUUCUGAGAUGGUCAUUACUACAAGUUCUAAUAGGGUCACGCCAGCACCAGCAUUUUCAAGGGCACCAACAAAUGUUGUGACUCCCUCUCCACCUGCCCUAACUGUGCUCCCAGAUGGUAGGACCUCGGCGUACGCUAGCAUAAUGCAGACCAUCAUGGUCCCAUUGCUUCAGCCCCUAGUUAGCCCCCCGUUAGCAGACUCCACCCCUGUGGUUGUUCCAGUCCUUGCACAAGCCUCAUUUCUAGCACCAACAUUUAUACCCACACCUACACCUGUCUCUGGCCCAAAGAAGCUAGUCAAUCUGCUAUCUACACCAGGGGAACACCCUGCAGUCUUUUCAAGGGUGGCAUCCCCUGAGCCCAAAGAAUCGAGUACACCCAAGGUUUCCCCACGCCCUACGCCCCAGUGUGAGCUCUCGCCAGUGGGACAAAACCUCCAGGACAUUGCCUCUGAGGAAGUAUUUGAGGCCCGCUUCAAAAAGCGUGAGUCUUCCCUAACGCGAGGCCUGCAGCUUCUCAACUGGUCAAAGCCUGAGGAUAAACCAGUAGCCUCUUUGGACUCUGCCGAGUCAGGUGAAGAUGUAUACCGCCCUGGGCCCAUUGGAGCGCCAUUGGAGUUUGUCCCCAGGAGACUGGAGGAGAAGUCCAAGUCAGUGCAGGAUCUUCGCGAGGCCCAGAAGGACCAAGGCUUCAUGAGGAGGCUUUCCUUGCGCCUCAAGAGGACUCCGUCAACUGAACGCAAGGAAGAAAAGCCCAAAAAGAAAGAACCGGUGGCUCCCAGGCGCCGGCUCUCCUGGGCUCUCCACGGCCGAAGAGGAUCCCAUUCCCAGGAGAGGAAGGAGGUGGAGAUGAUGAGGAUGGAUAGGGGAAUGGAAGACAAGGUAAAGCAGGAGGUCAAGGAGCAGAAAAAGCCCAACGAGUCACCGGUCAUGGUCAUGCAUAGGAAUAUCGAGUCAACGGUGUCCGGAAUAUCCAUGAGGAUCCGCAGUGCCUCGGAGGAGAGAAGAGUAGCGACCGAGGAGAGGGAAGCCAACAAGCCAGAGAGCAAGAAGACACCCCUAUUCUCCAUUCUACGCAGGUCGACUUCUGAGGGACGUAACCUUAAGAGUAUGGCUGGAUCCGGUAUCCCUCAGAACCAGCUGGCUUCUCAGUCAGGCACCGGAGCCUCCUCAGAGUCCCUGGAAUCCAUGUUCAGCAUCAAGUCGGAGAAAGCAUCCAAGGGGGCAGAGGGCGAACGUAGGUCCCGAUGGGACCGUUGGGGCCUAACCAGAGGCAGCAAGAAGGACAAGACGGUAUCACAGCCUGAUAUCCCCACGGCUAUUGCCAGAGAGAAUGACUCCCUACACUCCCGCUCGUACUCCAGACUGGCAUCUAACUACCCUCCAGUGUUCCACAUCAAGUUGAGGGACUACGCCCUGCUGGAGGGAGAUCCCAUCACCCUUAGCUGCCUCCCAGCUGGCAGCCCCCACCCACACAUCUCCUGGAUGAAAGAUAAGAAGCCUCUGCAGAUUGAUGCCAGAAUGAACAUGAUCUCCUGUCCUGAUGGCAGGCAGCGGCUGAUGAUCAUGACGACCACCAAGAAGGAUGCAGGGCUGUAUGAGUGUGUAGCCACCAACCCCCUGGCUUCGGUCUCCAGCUCCUGUACCCUCUCCCUCACUCGUCUACCCAAUCGUCCUGGGACUCCCGAGGUUCCCCAGCACUAUAAGAACACUGCCCUGGUCCUCUGGAAGCCCUCAGACACUAUGGCCCCCUGCACCUACUCUCUGGAGAGAAAAGCAGAGGCUGAGAGUAACUGGCUCAUCGUGGCCACUGGAGUGGCUAACUGUUACUACAAUGUGGUUGACUUGGCAGGAGGGGGCGCCUUCAGGUUUAGAGUGGCAUGUGUGAACAAGGCAGGCCAAGGACCCUACAGUAACCUCUCAGAGGUAGUGUGCCUGGACGCCUCAGUGACAACAAAAUCCAGUGGAUCAGUCAUUGUGAAGACAGUCCCUGCCGCACCAGUGGUCAAAACGGCAACAAUGACCGUCCCCUCCAUGAAGCCUGCGCCUAGUAAAGUGGUGCACCCUGUCCCAUCUUUUGCCCCAUCCAGACAGACACUGUCCCCCUCCGCUGCCGCUCCCUCUUCUGCUGUACCAGCGGCCAAACCUAUCGCUUCUACCCCCGCUUCUAAACCUAUUGAUUCCAAACCCUUAGUCCCUCAGACCCCAACCAGCACUGCCUCCACCCCCAUGAUUAUUAGUGCGGUCCCGUCCCACCGGGCCAUCCCUGAGAUCCAAAGCCAUCCUCCGGCUCAGCCCGCCCCAGCCCCGGCCAAAGCAAAGACCACCCUCAACAUCAACGUCAUGAAACCGACACCGUCUCAAUUAGCAACCAUAACCAAGCUCGCUCCCCCUAUCGUUCUCCCCAAACCCCAGAGUCCCGUCAAUAUCGUCUCGCCCAUGAUUAAGACUCGGCCCCCACUCGUGGCCCCUCCGCCCACCAUCGGUAAACCCAUUUUGUCUGUGCCCAUGUAUGCACCAAUACCGGCUGCCACAGCACGUGUCACCUCACCCUUCCUCUCCACCCCCUCCCCCGCCAUCUCACCCCCAGUGGUGCUAGUUUCCAGCAUGAGUCCGGUAGGGGAGGGUGGGGUUACACCCACACGUAUGACGCCGUCAGGACGAAGGACGCCCUUGGGGGGACGCCCUGGUGAGAGCACCCUGCUCCAGGGAGUGCCCCAGAAACCAUACACCUUCAUGGAUGAGAAGGCCAGGGGCCGCUUCGGCGUGAUCCGAGAAUGUAGAGAGAACGCCACAGGCAACCUGUUCAUGGCUAAGAUCGUGCCCUACGAGGCAGACAACAAACAGACGGUGCUGCAGGAGUACAACAUCCUCAAGUCCCUCCACCACGAUAAGAUCAUGGCUUUGCACGAGGCCUACGUCACGCCCCGCUAUCUGGUGCUCAUCUCAGAGUGCUGCAGUGGGAAAGAGCUCCUCUACAGCCUUAUCGACAGAUUCCGCUACUCAGAGGAUGAUGUGGUGGGCUACAUCGUUCAGGUUCUGCAAGGUUUGGACUACCUGCACAACCGCCGCAUCCUGCACUUAGACAUCAAGCCGGAGAACAUCAUCAUCACAUACAUGAACAUGGUGAAGAUCAUCGACUUUGGAAGCGCCCAGACCUUUAACCCACUCUUCCUCAAGCAGUUCAACCCUCCUGUUGGAACUCUGGAGUUUAUGUCUCCCGAGAUGUUGAAGGGGGAUGUGGUGGGCCCUUCGGCUGACAUUUGGAGUGUGGGCGUGUUGACCUUCAUCAUGCUGAGCGGCAGGUUGCCUUUCAUGGAGAAUGAUCCACAGGAGACUGAAGCCAGAAUCUUGGCAGCCAAGUUUGAUGUGGGCAAACUCUACCAGAACGUAUCUCAAAGUGCCUCUCUGUUUUUGAAAAAGGUCCUCUGUAGUUACCCUUGGGCCCGUCCUUCCAUCAAGGACUGCUACAACAACUCAUGGCUCCAGGACGCCUACCUGAUUCGACUGCGGCGGCAGACCCUCACCUUCACCACCACAUGCCUCAAGGACUACCUGGACAAGCAGCAGAAGCUGCGGGCGGGUGUGGCCACCAAGCACAAGGUCCUCCUUCGGUCAUACCAAAGCUCGCCCCAGUCCAACACCAGCCCUAUACCCUCCUCGCCCAUGACACCGGUCAAACAGUGAGCACGGCUUCAUAUGUCAAUGCAUGAAGGCAGGAGCUAUUGCAUGAGAGGAGGUGCCUAAUCUAAAUGAGGCAGGACCUAGGAUCGAGCACUGAAGAACCCCCUUGGCCUCCUAACCUGGUGAGAUGAGUUGUGAAUUUAGCUUUUCAGCCAAAUGGACAUAAAAUCACAAAAUCCAGCACUGGUUCCAAAUAUUAAGGACCUAACCUCUCUGCCUCCACCAUAGAGUCCCUAUACUGAGCCUAAAGGAAGCCCCACAGAGAAGGUUCUUGCAAUGAGACAAUAACAUAAUAGUUAUUUGUGUAUUUCAUGGGGUGAUACACGUUUCUCAAGGGCUGGAUGCCAGCUCAAAGUUCCAAACCUCUGCUCUCUCUUUUUGAUACUCACAAGCUCGUAAUUUUUUCAUCUAAACCUCUUGUAUCCAAGUAUAUCAACCAGAUAUCUUCUCUUAACAUCUUGUACAUGUGUAAUUUUAUCUUUCCCUAGGAUGAUGAAAUUUGUGGAGAUGAUGUCUCUUCUCAGCUAGUUUUUAUGAACAAAGCAACACUACUGAUAACAUCUUUACCCAUGAUUAUGGGCACUACAGUAUGCACGCCAUAAUGCUCAGUUGACAUGUUCUAUCUUUGAUAAUCAGAAUGUUCUUCACAACAUGAGCUGGUUUAAAUGCAUUGAGAAAGCAUUGGGUUGUUUAUGGUUCAGACAAGAUUAGCAAGGGCUACCAGAACAGUGAACAACUAAUCAACGCAACCCAAAUCAAGGAGUAGGACCUGUAAAAAUUCUUAUAAUGACAGAGACUUGGUUAGCCAAAUCAGAAUGUCUUUAUCUUAUAAUGUCAAUUUUCCUAUGGACAUUGCAGACGAUUUGUGUAUACCAAGUAUGUGUAUACAAAGGCUGCCAAGACCUCCAGUACCUUACAUUCACGGUAACUGAGGGUGUCUUGAGUCACAGAGUAGAAUGUGGAAGGGUCAUGCUGUCUCUUGCAAGUGUCCUUACUUGAGUUCAGAAUGAACAUUUUGACAAAUGAGAUUGUAACGUGAAUGAACAGAGGAAGUGAUGAGUGGCUUAAUCUACAGUUAAACAGGACGUCAUUAGCCCCGUUUAUACCUGGUUCUAAUAUGCAUCUGUUGUCCUGAUCUUGUCCACAUUUUGAUUGUGCCCACAUUUAUCGACAGCUGUAGACAAUCAAAAUACGCAUUGUGAUCUGAUUGUGAUUAGAUGUUCCUGACCACCUCCGGAGGUAGUCGAAGACUCAUCUUGUACGGAUAUCCUUGAAGUGUAAACGAAUCCUGACAACAAAAUCGUAUACAUUUGGCCAACGUCACAGUUGUCCUGCCCUCUCAAAAACACUGGCCAGUUGAAUUAAGAUCAUGGUCUUCAUUAGAAACCAAGUGCCUAUACUGGCACUGUGGUCAGAUGCCACAGUCCCAAUACCAGGUCCAGCUCAAAUGGGCAUAUAGAAAUGAAGAUAUUUAUGAAAACAUAUCGUCACGAAUGAGAGAAAAGGGGUUCUCCCGUUCCCACAUGCAAUGCCAGUGCAAAAUCGAAUAUUUGAUAACUACAGAAAGUCCAAGGACUGUAAUAGCAGAAUUUUAACUGAACUACAAAUGUAUUGAGGAUGCAUGAGACGGACUAUGAUGGAGUCGCAGCAGAAGAGCACAGUGCAUGACAAGAGUAUGGCAAGGUAUAAUGUGAAGGCCUAAUUUUCCACCUGUAGAUCUAGCCAAAAUAAAUGGUGGGUGGGUGGGUGGUGAAUAGUCUAAUUCAGUUGCUAUAUCAGAUAUGAAAAUAAUUCAGUGGUAUAAUGAAAUGAUUUUCGAUUCUAUUCUAUUCUAUUCCGUGAAUCUUUGAGCAUUUUCCAGCUAUCAAUACAGUGCAGAAGAUGUCCAAACUGAUGCGUAAAGGCGCAUAUCUUUCUGUAAGCAUGAACUGUCCAAUAUAAUGUAGGCUACAAUACGAAGGACUCUUAAGGCUACUCUCUGAUUGACACUUUAUUUCUUUAUAAAGCCAUAGUAUUUGCUUUACAUGUGUGCAUAUUUGCACAUUUUAUCGAUUGCCAGUUUUAUCCAUGCAUUUUCAUAAUUUCACUAUUAUUUUUGCUAUAGCUUAUCAUAUUAGAUGUUUCAUUAGUGAAUUAUCACUGAUCAAUCAUUUGGAGGAACUGAACCACGAUCGUUCUCCCAGCAUGUCACAUUUUUUCCUUUGGUAAUGUUUAGGCCUAUACUAAAGGUUAUUUAAAAUACAAGAUUACAAAUAAUAUAAAGACAACGCAUGUAAACAUCCAUGCGUAAAUAUCAACCCUGUCCAGACCUGUUUGGUUAAAUGCGUUGUACCAUUCGGAGAUGCACUUUGUAGCCUACUCUGUAACUUAACCUGUUUCUGUUUUUACUGUGUGCAUUAGGGCCUGUCAUUUUUAUUUAUACUGUGCAUUAAUUGUAUUUUGUACUCACAUCCAGAUAGUCAGCUCGUUUGUCUGGUGACAUUUUCAGGGAUGGGAGAGAUUCUCUGAAUAUUUAUUUGUAUGUCUGUGGAUAGGUCGAGGUUAUUGGGACAGUAGCCUAUUACGCCCAGUCUUAAAUCGCUGGGUAAGAAACAUAGGUUGUAAUAAUGAGAGUAUAAAACUAUUGACUAUAAAUGUGUGCUGUUUUCUGUUGAUUUAUACAGCUUGUGUCAUAAGGGGAGGUCCAAGGCAGGUUGGAUUAAUUUGCAUACAGAGAGGGACCAGGGAAUCUGGUCACAAUAUUGACGUUGUGGGUAGAUAAGAGACACAUUUUAUUCCCAUGUGUAGACACAACAAAUCUUGAUCAGAUAGUGAUCGGAUCAUCUUGAUUGGAUGUCGACAACCACAUGUUAAUGCAAGGUGUAACCACGGCUUUUGACUCUAAGAAUGCAAAUGAGUAUGCAGACUACCCAUCAGUUACUCAUAAUGCAGGUCCUCACUUUUAAAUUAGGAUGAUGCUUGGAGAAAUAAUGUAUUUUUGUUUUGGGCAUAUUGCCAAAUGCUUUCUUAUUCAGAAAAUAAAUGUGUGUAGGUGCAUGUCAGUCACAUCCACACAGAUUAAGAAAAUGUGAACUUUUCAAACUGUUAUGUUUCAAAAAAAUUUGAGAAUUGUGUUAAUGGAUUAUAUGUUUUGCUAUCUUCAUUAUCCAACAUUGAAACUAUAUAUAUAUAUACAUAUACAGUGGGGAGAACAAGAA